Messenger RNA from Abrus precatorius (Indian licorice), 3387 nucleotides. Its product is annotated as probable transmembrane GTPase FZO-like, chloroplastic. Gene Ontology annotation, cellular component: chloroplast membrane. Gene Ontology annotation, biological process: thylakoid membrane organization. NCBI's taxonomy places the organism in Eukaryota, Viridiplantae, Streptophyta, Magnoliopsida, Fabales, Fabaceae. The record is from RefSeq and is a predicted model, not a curated record. The coding region runs from base 169 to 2922 and encodes 917 amino acids. The transcript is spliced from 11 exons. Gene Ontology annotation, molecular function: GTP binding.
GACGGAAGUUUAACUUACUUGAAGGAGAUGAUGAUUUGAUUGGGCUAGAAUAGAUGAUAUCUGAGUUGACAAAGAAAGAAAGGAUAAAAAAAUCUCCUAUUUCAGUGACGGAGGGACAUUGGUGUCCGAUAACGCAAUCUCUCUUCUCCUUCUGCAUCCCUUGAAUCCAUGGUACCUUGUUCCGUAACGACCCCUUCUCCACUCCUCGCUGCACCAAUCAUCCCUCGCUACACAUACUUCUCUCCCUCUCCCCUUCUUCGCCGAUCUCGUCCUUCUCCCCUCAACUCCAUCUCCAAUGGCUCCAACCAAUUCAACCAACAACUCUUCUCUCCAACUCAACAACCACACUUACAGCCUCGAACGUUGUUCCCCGGCGGCUACAAGAGACCCGAGCUCAAGGUCCCCACUCUCAUUCUCCAAUUGGAUCCCGACGACGUUCUCAGCGGCGGGGACAGCGCCUUCAACUUGAUCGACAAGGCCGUGUCCAAGUACGUUGGGAUCGUGGUUCUCGCCAGCGACGAAGCUAGUGGUGGCAAACUUUACGAGGCCGCGUGCUUGUUGAAGUCUCUGGUCCAAGACCGCGCGUAUUUGUUAGUCGCCGAGCGCGUUGACAUUGCCGCCGCCGCUGCCGCUAGUGGAGUUUUGCUCUCUGACCAAGGCCUUCCUACUGUUGUAGCUAGGAACACAAUGUUGGAUUCGAAAUCUGAAUUGGUGGUUCUUCCUUUGGUUGCUAGGAUUGUUCAUACUGUAGAUGCUGCAGUGAAUGCGUCAAAAUCUGAAGGUGCUGAUUUCCUUAUAUACGGCGGCGACGAUCUGAAACGUGUCCGUAAGGAAGUUGGCUCUGUGCGUGAGAGCGUGAAGAUUCCUGUUUUUGUGUCGCGUGGGAAAAAUAUGUCCUAUGCUGAGGCUUCUAGUUUGUUUGCUUCUGGAGCUAGUGGUUUUGUUACUAGUUUGGAGGAUUUUGGUUUGUUUGGUGAUGAGUUCUUGCGCAAACUGUUUGACAAUGGGUAUGCGAAGGAUAAGAGGAUAGCAGAUGGCGAUGUUGGCGAGGAUAAAUUGUUGAAUGUGGAUAAUGGUUUUCAGAGUACGACGGAUGUUGUGGCUGGAUUUGUUAAACUGGAGGAUAGGGAGAAACAGUUAAUAGAAACAGAGAGAUCGGUGUUGAAUGAAGCUAUAGAAGUUAUCAAGAAAGCUGCACCUCUGAUGGAGGAGGUUUCACUUCUGAAUGAUGCAGUUUCUCAAAUUGAUGAGCCGUUCUUACUGGUUAUAGUGGGGGAAUUCAACUCUGGUAAAUCUACUGUGAUUAAUGCGCUUCUUGGAGAAAGAUAUCUCAAAGAGGGAGUUGUUCCAACAACUAAUGAGAUCACGUUUUUACGAUAUACUGACUUAGAUAUUGAACAACAGCGGUGUGAAAGGCAUCCAGAUGGUCAAUAUAUUUGCUACCUUCCUGCUCCAAUUCUUAAAGAAAUGACCAUUGUCGAUACGCCUGGAACUAAUGUGAUUCUUCAGAGGCAACAACGUCUUACAGAGGAAUUUGUUCCCCGUGCAGAUUUACUUCUUUUCGUUAUUUCUGCUGAUCGCCCUUUGACUGGAAGUGAGAUUGCUUUUCUUCGUUAUUCUCAGCAGUGGAAGAAGAAAGCAGUCUUUGUCUUGAACAAAGCUGACAUAUAUCAGAAUACUCAUGAGCUUGAGGAAGCAAUAACUUUCAUUAAGGACAAUGUACAGAGAUUGCUGAAUACUGAAGAUGUGUUAUUGUAUCCUGUAUCUGCUCGGUCUGCCCUUGAAGAAAAACUUAUGGCUACCUCUAAUGUUGGGAAGCCUAAUGAAGAAUUAUCGAUCUCUGGUUAUCAUUAUGGUGCCAGCAGCUUCUAUGAACUUGAAAAGUUCUUAAAUAGCUUUCUAGAUGGGUCAACAAUCCCAGGAAUGGACAGAAUGAGGCUCAAACUUGAAACACCUGUUGGAAUUGCAGAUAGACUAAUUUCUUCUUGUGAAACUCUUGUGACACAAGACUACCGAUAUGCCAAGCAGGAUUUGACUGCAGUGAAUGAUGUUAUUAAUAGUGUAAAUGAUUUUGCUUUAAAUAUGGAAAGUGAGAGUCUUUCUUGGAGGAGACAAACACUAUCUUUGAUUGAAACUACAAAAUCACGUGUUGUGGAGCUUGUUGAAUCUACUGUGCUAUUGUCAAAUUUCGAUAUUAUUGCUUCAUAUCUUUUCAAGGGAGAAAAAACUGCAAUGCCUACUACGUCAAGAAUUCAGAAUGACAUAAUUGGUCCUGCUGAGACAGCAGUUCAGAAAAUACUUGAAGAAUACAAAAAUUGGUUACAUUCCAAAAAUACCCAACAAGGGAGACUAUACAAGGAAUCUUUUGAAAAACGAUGGCCCUCCUUGAUUCAUGAAAACAGUCAGAUGAGUUCUGAGACAUACCAGUUGCUAAAGAAAGUGGAUCAAGCUGGCAGUCAGGUGAUUGAAAAUUUUAGCAGCAGUGCGGCUUCAAAGUUAUUUGAGCAAGCAGUCCGGGAUAUGAUUGUAGGGACUGUUGGUCAACUAGGUGUGGCUGGUUUAUCUGCUUCGUUGCUGACAUCUGUACUACAAACCACGUUGGAAGAUCUUCUUGCUCUUGGUAUUUGUUCUGCUGGCGGGUAUCUAGCUAUAUCUACUUUCCCAGCCCGUAGGCAGAGGGUGAUAGACAAGGUGAAAAAGAAAGCAGAUGCCUUGGCAUAUGAACUUGAAGAGGCCAUGAAGAGGGAUUUCACUGAAGCCAUAGAAAAUUUGGAUACCUUCGUGAAAGUCAUUAGCAAACCUUACCAAGAUGAAGCGCAGAAUAGAAUUAACAGGAUAGUAAAGGUUCAAGAAGAAUUAUCAAAUGUUGAGAAAAAACUAAGAACGCUUCAAAUUGAGAUUCAAAAUCUUCACGUGUCAUGACUUCUAUGGACUGUCCUAUUCCGUUAUUGAAACAAAGGAAAUCCGUCCUUUUCAACAGCCGUACCAUACCGUCUAUCUUGGCCUUGCAAUUUUGGACAAUAUCACUAGCAAUUCCAUUAUGCAAGUGGAAAAUUGUCAACACGGACUACGGUUCUACCAUUUUUUUUUAAUUUAUAAAUUCUCUAGUAACAACCAACUGGAUUAAAGGGAUGUAAUAGUGUAUCACCUUUGUUGUUUUCAUUUAACCAUCUCGUCUUAGAGGGCAGGCACGAAUAACCAUCAAUUUUGUUUCCACAUGCAUUAGGGAUUCCUUUAAAAGAGAAAUGCUCCCAUGUUCCAAAAUUACAUAAAUUGAUGGUGAAAUCUGUACAAACUAGACUGAUGCUUGAUUUCCACCAAACCUCUUGCUUUUUUAUUUCUUCAUUUUCUAAUUUGAUAUUUAUCCAAUAAAAUGUUGAUACUUGG